This is a messenger RNA of Ectocarpus sp. CCAP 1310/34, 5537 nucleotides long. NCBI's taxonomy places the organism in Eukaryota, Phaeophyceae, Ectocarpales, Ectocarpaceae. The record is from the annotation of a GenBank genome assembly.
GAGAGAGGCUGGGAACAAGGUGCGCACAUCCACCCAGCAGCGGGAACCCGAAAGGCAUGUGGGGAUCGCUAAACCUAGGGUCGAUCCGCGAUGCAGCUGCGAAACUUAAGGAUGGCCUCGAGGCCCAGAUGGACGAAGCAAUGCAGCAGUCCGGCCCAGUGGUCGUGCGCGCCGGCCCGGGCCUGGCGGGCGAGGAUGGAGAGGAUUUUUCGCCCGGCAGCCCAGCAGGGGGAUCGGCGGGGGCGCGAGGGAUGUCGCUGACCGCUCCGCCGCCGCUGGGCAUACCGUCCGAGGGAGCCUAUGAUUCGCCGGUGGCGAGGGUGGCCGGCCUGCAGCUUGGAGGCGGGGGUUACGGUAGCGGCGAGGGCGGGCGGCGGGGCUCUUCUUCGAGCGGGCUUGCGGGGGAUGCCGGCGAAAGCGGGGUAUCGCCACCGCCAUCCCCGCCUCCCCGAACGUCGUCGCGCUUGGGGGCUCCGCCGGAUGCAACGCUUGCUGGGGGUAUGAGCGGAGGGGGGGCGGGUAGAGCGGAGACGGGUCGGCAGCGGCGCGAACGGCUGAAGCGCGAGAGGGCCAUAAAGAAGAAGCAGACCGCUGAAGGCGGUGGAGGCGGUGGUGCGGCCAUCGGAAAAGAUAGCGAGAAGCCGAGCGUGAGGCGCCUGCCUACGUCCCCGGACAUUUCCGGGGUCCCCGCGAACGUCACGGAUGGUACCGACGACGCAAGCACCGUCGCCGCCGCCCCUGCCGCCGGGGAAGGUGCUCUGACCUUGCCUCCCUUGGAGCUCGGAGCGACCGCUGUCGUGGACGACGGACCACAUGACGGGGGCGAGGUCGGCCAUGCUCCCACGGCCGCCUUUCCGCCGUCUCUUGGAGUGACUGGCGGUGGCUGCACGGCCGGGAUCGGCGAGAGCGAGGGGGUUAUGCCGGAUACCGCCAAGGAGGGGCCGCCACCGCCUCGAGUGGACGGGUUGGCUGAAUCGGCUGGGGACAGAGUUGGCGCUGCGGCAGGGUGGGGAGACGUAUCUCUGGAGGACAGCGACGAGGAUGUGGAAAGUCAGGGUAAAUGUCAACCCGCCGCGGGCGGGCUUUCGGAGGCUGCUACCGCAGACGGGAUCAACGGCGGGAGUGAUGCUGCCGAGCUCCCGCACGCAACGCCGGGUGUAGCUCUUCCUGUCGCGGCGAGCGCUGCCGAGCCAUCGUCUCCCGGUCGAAUAGACGGUGCAAGCGACGAUAGUGAUGAUGUAGGGAUCCCUCCGUCAGAAGAAGAUUCGUCACCGUCACCGUCACCGUGGGCGGUGCUGCAAGAGACGGACGACGCGGAGGAAGUGGGCAACACUAGCGGCAACGACGCGGGCGGGAAGUCUUUGCAGCCUGGGGAGGCGGGAAAUGACCAGGAAGAGGACGACAAAAGGAGUGAGUCACAGCAGCCCCAAGAUCGGGAGGAGGAGGUGCUGAUUGGUUCCGGUGCCGGUUCGGCGGAGGCAGCCCAGGAGGAGGGGGAAGCGGUUGAGGGUACGUCGUCAACGUCAGUGGCAAAGGACGAAGAGGGUAGCGAGCCCCGGGAUGAUGAAGGCCUUGGCGAACAGGAGGGGGGGGGGGAAGAAGAAGCUGAGGCGAUAUCAUCGUCGCCGGCCGGAGAAGAACAGUCGCCCAACGAAGAACGGGGUGCUGCGCCGCCGACGGUCCCGCUGGCCUCCUCCGUCGACCCCGACGCCGAAUCCGCAGACACAGGCGAUGCCGGAGCGGCCGCCACCGAACACGACAAGCCAGCGGAGGACAGCAGCGCGGAGUCGGCGGAUGCGGGUUUCGAAGGAGAGGCGGGCGUGGCGGAGGAUGAGGCGCCGGGGAGCUCGGUCGAGGAGGCCGGGGAUGCUGAUGGUGGUGGUGGUAGUGCCGGCGGUCUGGCGGAGAGCGACGAGGAAGGGGAGGAGGACGGCGAUGGAGGCGUUCUUACGGACGAGGUCAGAAACGAAGUCGAAGCCGAAGACCACGGCACAGACAGUGGCGCCGCGGAGGAUGCCAAGUCGUUGGGGUCGGCGACACCCGAAGCCUCGCCCGUCGUCGCCGGUGGCACGGCAGACACAGAAACGGAGGCGCCCGGCGGGGAAGAUUUGGCCGCCGCCGCCGCCGCCGCCAGAGAGCGCGAGGACGCCCUGAUGGCAAGGCUGCUCGUAGCGGAGGAGCUCCUUCUCGAGCGGGAACGCCAGCUGGAGUCCACGAACCUCGCCAUGGCCGAGAUCAUGCAAAACGGAGGUAAGGCGGGACGCGCCGGCGACGGCUCCGACGGCGGCGCGGCUGCCGUGGCGGACUUGCGGGAUCGGCACGCGCGAGAGGUGUCAAGGCUGGAGGGCUUGAUCGAGGCGGAGAAGAGGAAGGGGAAGGCGGCGGCGGACGCGGUCCGGUCGUGGGAGACAAAGGCGGAGGAGUUCGAGGAGAAGGACAAGAUGCUUAAGGCGUACAUGGACGAAGGGGCCAUGCUUGCGUUCAAGCAGAGCGAGAUGGAAAAGACGGUAAGGAAGGCGAGAGGCGCUCUCAGGGGUGUCCAGGAGGAACGAGACUCGCUGGCCAAGGAAAACACCGCGCUUCAAGCAUCGCUGGCCGGACUCCGGGAGCAGCUUAGGGCGAAGGAAGAGGAGCGCGCCAGCCAAACGCAGAGCCUCGCUGCCAUGGGGGCGGUCAGCCAGGCAUCCUCCCACCGCCUUAAUACCGCCGAGAAGGCCACAACCGAGCUCGAGAAGCUACGCGAGGCUUUGUCCGCGAAGAAGGCUGCCUUGGACAAGUCCUGGGCGGAGACGAAGGAGCUCAAGCGAAGCCUGGCGGAGCUGAGGGCCGAGAAAGACGCCCUCACCAAGAGCCUGGAGGACGGGGGCAAGGCCCAGAAAGCGACGGAGUCCCAGCUGCAGCAGUGGCAAGACAGAGAGUCGACGCUCCUCCGGGAACAGUCGCAGCUGCAGGAGACGCUGGAGCGCGUGCGGCGGGAGGCGGAUCGCAGGGAGGACGACGCAAAGGACCGCGAGGAAGACAUCAGGAGAAGGUGGAAGGAGGCUGUGGGGCGUGCGGAGGCCCUGCAAGCCGAGGCGCACGAGUCUACCGCCCCUCUCCUCCGACAGGUGCGUUCCCUCCAAGAGGAGAUGCGUCUGAGGCAGGAGGCCGUGCGUGCCGCCGAGGCGUCUCUGACGGACCGCGCUGCUUCGGCCGAGCUGGCCUGCCGGGAGGCCGAGAGGAGGAGGAGGGUGGCGGAGGCGGCGGUGGCGGCUUCGGACGAGCGGGCCCACAAGGCAGAGGGAGAGGUGGAAAGCCUAGGAUUCAAGCUCACGCGCCUGGAGACGUCCAACGAGGAGCUCAAAGCCAAAUGUGACCAACACGCACAGAGAGCUUCCGAGGUGGAGGUGGAGCUGUCUACCCUGAAGGAGUCGUCGAGGGCGUCGGCCUUGAAGCACAAGAGCACCGAGGCCAAGCUCAGGCUGCAGCUGGGGGAAGCGGAAGACCGUGCGGCCGAGGCCCUCCGACGGUUGGAGGGCGAGAGGAGGGAGUCCAAGGACAUCACGAGCAGCCUCAAGGAACAGCUGGACGCGCUCAGGCGGGGGGGGCAGCAGAACAGCAGACUCUACGGGGGGUCUCUGGACAGGGGAGGCAGGAGAGGUCCCCCGGAGACGUGGAGUCGGAGAGACUCGGGUUCUUUUUCGAUCGACGACUCCUUCGCAGGCAGUCAGAGCGGGACUCCUCGAGCGGGGGUUGCUGCGAACGGAGGGGGGGGCGGGGGCGGGGGCGCGGCCGGCGCUUCAUUCGCUGAGGUGGAGCGACUUCACAGUCUCGCCAAGCAGCGCCAGGGGCAGGUGGACGUCCUGCAGCAACGUUUAGAAGCGGUGCAAGCUACACGAGACGCCUUGACCGAAGAAGUCACUUCGCUGGGGAGGAGGAACACCGAGCUGGAGGCCCUCGCCAAGGCCGUGCCCCUAUUGAGAGACCAGGCCCUAGAGCUGCAGGACAAGAACGGCGUCCUGCUGGACCUUCUCGGGGAGAAGACCGAGGACUUGGAGGCUGUGCAGGCGGAUAUGCGGGAGAUGCAGAACAUGUACCGGGCACAGUACGACGAGCUCUUGACAAGGGCUGGUGCUGGAGUGGACAACGGAACCCGUCCUCCUGCGUAGUGCAGGCGUGCCCUCGUACCCCACCCGUAGCAGGAGGCUAAUUAUUAGGCUGAGGCUAUUCAUCUACAACGGCAGAUAGUUUUUUUUUUGGCCAAAAUUUGGCAAGGUGUGUUACCGGUUUAGCAUGGUUUUGGCGGCGCGACCACUCGAUGCGGUGAAGUGCAGGAAUGCGUGCGUACCACGGAAAUGUGGUAUUCGACUCAGUCUUUGUGUCUUGGCAAGAAAGGGGAGAGGUUGGGGCGUUCAAGAUGAGCCGAGACACCACCAGCGGUUGGGGAACCCUACCACCGCGAUCGACCCUCCGUACUCCAGCGUGUCAAGGGAAAUUCGGGCUAUAGACAGACCGGAAGGGAAUUUUUCUCAAGUUCGAUCCGUCUCACGAUAUGACUCCUUCCUGCUCAGCUUUCUGGGCGCUGGGUCAUCUCGCGAGCUGUUUCCGGUUCUUCCUGAGGAAGCAUGACUUACCUUGACAUUUUUUAGACACACGUGUGCAUACACCGCUCGUUCUCGUGACAUUUAUUUCUUCUGUUGCGUCUACAUUUCGCAGAGACUUUUGUGGGCGAUAUGUGCGGGGGGCUCCUUGAUGUAGUAACACCCCCAUCAUGAAUAUACCCAAGCCUUCUCCUCCUUCGGUUUAUCCUGCGGUGUGUUUCGGACGGGGCUUCGAGGGUGCGGUUUCGUGAUGCCCGUUUCAUGUUUCGGUGGCCGUGUGAGUGUCGCCGGUGGUGCCCAGUUGUCCCCCGCUCGGGAAUGAAUUCGUUUGUACACGAAGGUAUGCGACGCUGGCCUCUUGUUUCGGGCAUUUGCUCCCGUUUCUCGACAGGUUUUCUGGUGUUGCAGGUUCAUCGUCGGGGGGCGUAUCAUAGUGCUGGUUCUGGCAUUACUGCGGCAGGAACCACUACCAGUGGACAGCAGCCCAGAAAUCGCUUCCAAGGUCAGCGAUUGCCGCCGCAAACGGGCGCGGGGUGUUCCUACACGCCUGUGGAGGACGAUGUUCUCCGUCUAGUCUAGAAGUGUUUCGAGCAUGGAUAGCGGCAAGUAUCAAGUGUCGGGUAGGAAGAAACUGUUUUGUUGUUUUCCCAGGCGGUGAAGCCUUGAAUAUUGUGAUGCUCCCGAACAAACUAGCAGAAGCUCGCCCUCGAGCUCACCACCAGCAUGGUGACGAGAAAGGCAGGGAAUGACGCCGCGCAUGGCCGUGGACAAGGUGGCUCUACAGGAUGUUCAGGCUGAUGCAGCAUUUACCUGCUGAAGAGCCGCGGGUACGCCGCUGCGCCAGUUUCUGAGGAGAGAGUUCCCUUUGAGCUGAUUUCAAGAACAUAGUUCCGGCAUCAUCUGUUACGGAUUUUUUUUCGGGACAGUGGUGGUCAUGACCUAUGUAGUUUUUGCACA